This is a messenger RNA of Exophiala dermatitidis NIH/UT8656, 6537 nucleotides long. Its product is annotated as chloride channel 3. Gene Ontology annotation, biological process: chloride transport; transmembrane transport. The record is from RefSeq and is a predicted model, not a curated record. Lineage: Eukaryota; Fungi; Ascomycota; Eurotiomycetes; Chaetothyriales; Herpotrichiellaceae. Gene Ontology annotation, molecular function: voltage-gated chloride channel activity. The transcript is spliced from 4 exons. Gene Ontology annotation, cellular component: early endosome; membrane; Golgi apparatus. The coding region runs from base 302 to 2956 and encodes 884 amino acids.
GAAUCUCUCACCUGUAAAAUCCCUCUCGGCAUUCGAGCUUUUCUGCACUGCAGAAGGCUCUCCGUGGACGCCGUGCACUGCAGGGCGUUAUAUCAAGGUGACCGCGGCGGAGGAAUGCCAAGCUCACCCCCUGGUUCGUGAAUCCGAGUCGCGUAUAAGGUAAACUUGAACUUGAACCACUUUAAGGUCCGGGCGCGCAGUCAGCCAAACCUGCAGUUGCGGGCACCGAACCUUCAUUGAGCCUUUGCAAAGCUGAUGAGCUGUGCUUUAUGGCGAAAGUGAUCUCUUGAGUCUGGCUACAAUGCCUAGCCCUGAGAGGCACGAUAGCGAUCAGUCAGAUCUUGAACUCUUCUCCGCCGACGACGCGGUCCCCAGAUCAUCGAACUUGGCUGCAAAGCGGUCCGAUCAUGCUUCUCCCUCUCGGUCGACUCAUCCACUUUCUCCCAAUUCCUUAGACCUAAAUACGCAGCCCUCCUCGGACCCGCCUACAAGACCCGACUCUGAUGGUACUGGUCAGCGGGAAAGCGCUGCAAUAGGAGAGGCAGGAUACUACAAUACGGCGGGCCAACCGCGAACUGACAAAGAGCCCUCCGACUGGUAUGUUGAGGGGCCCGGGCGCAGAGUUGGUUACGAUGACCUGACAGCCAUCGAUUGGAUCUACGAGUAUACGAAGGAGCGCCAACGGCUAAGGGCGCUGCUGGCAUCGAGUAACAGCCUCGUCGGCCACCUCAGGCAACUGUUAGACGCGAGCCAUGUCUGGGUCGUGCUUGUUGCUUGCGGAAUUUCUGUCGGCUGUGUUGCAGCGUUCAUCAACAUUGCCUCAGAUUGGCUGGGAGACAUCAAAACUGGAUUCUGCCAAUCGGGACCUGGCGGCGGGCAAUUCUACCUAAACAAACAGUUCUGCUGCUGGGGACAUGACGACCUAUCUCAAUGUCAAGAUUGGACGCCAUGGCCAUCUGCAUUAGGGGUAAGAGGUGGUGGGGGUCAAUACCUGGUCGGGUAUAUCUUCUUUGUUAUUUUCUCGAUCAUGUUUGCAGUCUCUGCAGCCGUCCUUGUCAGACACUAUUCUGUGUACGCCCGGCACAGUGGAAUCCCGGAGAUCAAGACUGUCCUCGGUGGCUUUGUCAUGAGGCGUUUUCUGAACGCCCGGACUCUCAUUACAAAGUCUUUGGGUUUGUGUCUGGCGGUGUCCUCUGGCAUGUGGCUAGGGAAAGAAGGACCUUUCGUCCACCUUGCAUGCUGUUGUGCCAACCUUAUCAUGAAGCCAUUCAAGUCUUUGAGUCAAAAUGAGGCACGGAAAAGGGAGGUGCUCUCAGCUGCUGCCGCAUCAGGAAUUUCAGUCGCUUUCGGCUCGCCCAUUGGUGGGGUCCUCUUCUCACUCGAGCAGCUAUCCUACUAUUUUCCGGACAAAACUAUGUGGCAGUCAUUCGUUUGCGCAAUGGUGGCGGCAGUGACUCUUCAGGCGCUGAACCCAUUCCAUACUGGAAAAAUUGUCCUGUAUCAGGUCACUUACACGACCGGAUGGUACGCCUUCGAGCUUAUACCGUGCGUUCUUCUUGGUAUCAUUGGGGGCGUGUAUGGAGGCAUGUUCAUCAGGCUGAAUAUGCUGUUCGCACGUCUCCGGAGCGCCGAAAGCUACCCACUUCGCAACAAACCAAUUCUGGAAGCUCUGAUUGUCUCAGCUAUCUCUGCGGUCAUCAACUAUCCCAACCCGUUCAUGCGGGCACAGCUUUCCGAACUGGUGUAUUAUCUGUUCGCUGAAUGUGCCACUAUCGGCAACAACGAUAUCUUCGGUUUAUGCAAAGCGACGACGACUGGGGCCCUGUCAAUGGCAUGGCUCUUGAUCGCCGGAGCCAUCCUGGGAUUUUUAUUGUCUAGCAUUACAUUUGGAUUGCAACUCCCUGCUGGAAUCAUACUGCCUACACUGGCUAUAGGCGCGCUCUACGGACGGACUCUGGGAGUUCUCGUAGAACUUCUUCACAAGCAUUUUUCAACGUCUGUUUUAUUCGCAGCAUGUGAGCCUGGCGUACCCUGCGUGAUACCAGGCACUUAUGCCAUCGUGGGUGCUGCAUCAGCAUUAGCAGGAGUCACGCGACUAACGGUCUCUAUCGUGGUGAUCAUGUUCGAAUUGACGGGCGCACUUUCUUACGUCUUACCAAUUAUGAUUGCCGUGAUGCUGGCAAAAUGGAUUGGAGAUGCCCUGUCUCCUCAUGGAAUCUACGAGUCCUGGAUUCAUUUCAAGGGAUACCCUUACCUUGAGAGUAACGAGGACGCGGAUAUCCCUCAUAUUCCUGUCGCAAGCAUCAUGACCAGGAUAGAAGAUAUGACAUGUUUAGACGGCGGUCGGCCAUAUACUGUGGAAGAUCUGCAAAAUAUCCUCCGGACCACACCUUAUCGUGGCUUUCCGGUGGUAUUGUUUCGGAAGGCUGAGCAUUCGAUCACUGAUUCAAGAUCGAGGUCGCUUUCAUCACAUGCUAACACGCUUCUGGGUUACAUCUCUCGCACUGAACUUUCAUUUGCUUUGGAGCAGAUCAAGAAUAACGGCAACCGAGCAUCGGACACAAGGAUGGGUCAUAUUGAUCCGAAUGGACUCUGUUAUUUUACCUACGACCCGGAAAUUGCUUCUUCUGGAAGCAUAGAUUUACGGCCUUGGAUGGACCAGACACCAAUCACAUUGAAUGCGAACAGCUCCCUACAGCUGGCAGUUCACAUGUUUCAAAAACUUGGGCUACGAUAUCUCCUCCUGGUCCAACGGGGAGGGCUUCAUGGCAUUCUGACAAAAAAGGACGUCUGGUGGAUUCUCUCAGCAGCCGGAUGCGACGAGAAAGCGAGAGAUCUCAUGGCAGACGUGGGAGUGAUUCAGGACCCAGCCACAGAAGACGACACAGAUGAAGCGAGAGGACUUCUCCAGACUGAACCGGAAUCCAGCCUUGAUCAGCAUGAGAGAAGGGGCUGAUUCACCUUGAUUAGAAGCUCUUCUACUUCGCUCUUGUACACCGCGAAGUUAUUGAAGACUGCGGUCACAAUGGAGUGCUGAUGAUAGAAGCUCUUCUUCAUCAAACCCAAACGGUCGCAAAGAUGCGGUCGCGUGACGAUUUCAGGCUAUAUCCACAUCGAAAGCGAGGUGUUCUAUCUGCGAGUAUCACGCUACUUGACCAAAAAUGGAGCCCGCUUUGCUACUAUGGUUGCUGGCUGUAAAAGGGCCCCCUGAGAUUUUAUAAGCGAGCUCUGUCCGCAGCGAUGAUUUUCCAGCAACUUCAUGCCUGGCUGGCAUGAUGGAGGAAACGGAGGCAGCACUGCAUCAGGGGUUCAGUUCCGGCGCCAUUUCCACGCCGAUCAUUGCAGGUGGGGACAUGCAAUAGUAAUGUCGCUUAGAAGACAAAAGAUUCGAAGAGGCAACACUCCUGAGCACAUGGCCACUGGGACUUUCCCAAGGCCCACGACCCAGCUGCCACGAGGUGAAGGCGCAAUGAUCCAUCGUCAGCGAGCACGGGGGGAGCGCUGGAAGUCAUGCCAGUCAACCGGGCUUCCCCAGUCUGGUUUGCUCUUGGGGCGGUCAUCAUUUCGGCUUGCUUGCGGGAGAGCGAUCAUAUCCAGUAGUGCCAGCCAAUGGCUAACCCCGUAUCGAGCAGUGCUCAAGGCCUAAGGAAUCUACCAGUUGUACAGAAACCGUCUGUCGAAGAUCAACCUGGAAUAUUAUUGCCUCCAAUCACUUUGCACCACCAUUCUGGAUGUCACAGCGGCCAAGAUCAGUACUCGCUGUAUCCUUUUACCGGUGAUGUUGGUGCUGCUAGAGGUGGGCAAUCUUCCAGGUCGUCGUACGCCUCUCCCUAGCUUUGGGCCUGAAGAGGCGCCACGCUCCGUCCUAACGUCUUCGGUGAAACCAGCAGAAAAACACUGGUUUGGCAAGUAACCACUAUGACCGAAAAUGACCGAACGUGGCGCUUUGUCUUGCCCGAGACGGUCCACUCCUUCAAGUCCUCCAACCGCUCCUGCUAGUCUCUCCAAGAGCGUGGUCUACUACUACUGCUUCGGUGAAAACAUACCAUAGCCACAUGGCAAUUUUGGUCGAACGUCCUCCACGAACUCACUUCCAGUCUCGGUCUAGCCUUCAUGUUGUCUCUCUACCGCGAGAGGCGGUCCGCCUAGCGUGCUUCUGCCGGCUUCUAGCGGAUCAUACAAGACGGGCAUUAUUGGGUGACGCCCAAUUCGACCAGCCCCAUAUUGCCAGAACUUUCAACACCAGAUGAAUAAUAGUGAGCCCCUUUCCUUAUCAUCUAUGACUAGCUGGCCGACGGGAAUCUCUUUUCUAGGAGGCUGCAGUACUGCUAGUCGUAGGCCGGUCUGUCGCCAGCUCUUCCCUCUGGGCUAAGGGAUCUAAGUCGUGAUUCUUCGACGCAGCAGUAUCUCGCUUCAUGGAAAGAGUCCGAGUGAGGCACAAUAAUAAUGAAAGACCAACAAGGAAGUGGCCCUCCCCCACCUCGCGACGCAUUCGGGCCGGAAUUCGUCCUUGAGGUUUAGGUAAUGGGCGUUGUUUACCUCAGCCCCGUUCCUUCUUUUUUGGCCGAAACACCUGAACGAGCCAGCAAUAUACUGUACUAUAGGAAAUACCGGCCGUCUAGGCGAGCUGGCAGUGCUUACCCCGUUAUGUGUGACAUGAAAUCACCACAAUUUUUAGAUGCUCUGCCAUAAGCUGCGGAAUGAAUCCCUUUGGAGGGAGAUGGAUUGGAGAGACACCUGAAGGGCCAAAGGAAUAGCCCGCUAUACUUAAUCUACUACAUCUUCUCGCAUUGGCCCAUAUCUCCGGAUCGCCAUCGAAGCUGUCAAAGACCAUGAUCUACUGGUGGGCUCUACCAAGCUGUCAUCCCGCAAUGUCUCUUGGGACCAGUGAUUUCCAAGAAAGUGCUGGACCCGGCUGGUGGAGCUUUAUCUACAUUGUAUGGCCGAUGGGGCAGUGGGCUGCAGUGGGCUGCAGUGCGAAAAACUCACAACAGACAAGGCGGCUGUCCAGUUGCUCCAUCUGCUGUCAUUUCUCGUUGUCGAUCUUCUGUCUUUGACGUACAACUUGUGGACAUGGCUUCUUCGCAUAUGCCGCCUUGCAUGAUGUGCGGUCCCUCGGCCUCCACGACCUCUCAAAAAAGAAAAAGGCUACUAAGGUAUCGAAAGCAGAAAACGUCAAGCAUUCGGUAGCAAAGGCGACGUCGGUGAUUUCUACCUAUGUAUGCACCGUGGUGGACUGCAUCUGAUUCCGUCACUAAAAUGGCUAGUGGCUGAAUUGGCGAAGCCCUUGUGUUGCAGUAUUAGGAAGAAUGCGCGAGCGCCCACUUCUCUUCUUCAUGCAGGUCUGCAACGGAGCUUCAGUGGCUUUGCCCUUGUUUGAGGCCGACCUCCUCGGUUUCUCCGUAAGUGCUAACGAGGAGUCAUAAUCACUGAUGGUGUCUAUGCAGCGCCCCUCAGGACGACGCCGUGGCACGGAAGCCAAUGUUUGAACAUUGUAGACCCCGGCAUGGGUCAAUGUCGUGCUACCAAUGAAAAAGUGCGAGGCUGCUCCCUCAGCCGCUCUCCCGGCUUUCGCUGACGUGCCACGCACGUGGUUGCAACUGACACGGUGAACGACGGCUGCAGAUUCGCUGCUGCAGAGGGUGUCGUACGUGAUCCAGGAGGCCAUCUUCUUGGUGGCCGCCUUCUGGGGUGGAUGAUGCCGAUGACAACUUACGUUGUACAGGCUGCUUCUUUUUACACUUUCGCGAAGCGAAGCGUGGACGACUUAUGCAAGCCAUGGACAAGUGCUGACGAUCAGUACCGGAACAGGAUUUGGUUCACGGACGACAAUGCACGAACCAUCUGAACAAACAUCCUCUCGCGCAAAAGAGGCACUAAUACUGAGUGCCGCCGAUUGUCAUUACUCAGGUGGCCUGUCCGAGUCUUGAGAGCUACCAUCACUCGGGAUGAUUACAAGGAGCACCGACGACUCUGGGUGCCACAUCCUGAACCAGCUGUCCGGAUCAUUCUCAUACAACCCGGGCGUUAUGGUGCCAGGUUUCCGGCUCUGUGACUGUUUCAGCUCUCUCGAUACUAGGGUCCAAGGCCUUCAACGGCUUUUCCACAUUGCUGUCCAGUACAGUAUCUCUGUGAAGGCGUUUGCUGCAACGUUCAGCUUCUGCAAGGAACUCCUGACUUAGCCUGAAACGGACUGUAUGAACGUAUGCGAGCAGUGCUGGCCGUCUCAUCAGAGACCUUGCCAGGGUCAAGGCUGUCUUCCUAGACUUCGAAACACCAGAGGCUCAGUCAAGAUCGCAGAUACUACGGCUUUUCACAGGCCACCUCCUGCACCUCAGAAGGCACUUUAUCACAACCUUUGACCCGUGUUAAGUUCUAAGCGGAAGUAUAGGUAGUGACUGCACCUCUGUCUUUCUUUACCAAGCGUAUGCGGCGGGAAGAUUGCAAGCCAUGACCAUCAUGAUUGGUGCCGUUAGGCUUCCUGGCUUGCCUUACUAGGUGGCGCCGGUACCUGCGAGGUACUGCCCGCGAACCGAA